CGCAAGUUGCACUUCAACAUAGCGAAUCCUGGAAGACACUAGUCUUUCAUCAGCGCUAUAACUCGAUACAUAACUACUUUCUAUUUCUUUCACUUCUGUGCUUUACUUCUUAACACAAAAAUGAAAUCCAUGAUUGUAGUAGCUUGCUUGGCGUUGGCGUGUGGUGCCCACGCUUCCGGAUGGGCUGGUCCCCCAGCCAACAUCGCUCUGUCUCAGGAUGGACGGAAUAUCCUCGACACACCUGAGGUAGCCCAGGCCCGUGCCGCACAUCUCAGCGCGUUACAACAGGCCUCUCAACAUAACACAAACCCCCAAGAUGAUGGCUCAUACGACCCCAGAUGGGACAACGAAGAGUACUGGCAACAAGCUGAUAACAAAUGGAACGGUGCCCAGGCUAACCAAUGGAACGGUGCCCAAGCCAACCAGUGGAACUCUGCUCCUGCUGCCCCCUCUUGGAACUCUGCCCCCGCCUGGAACGCUGCUGGUGCCGGUCCCGCCCCAGUCGCUGAAACCCCAGAAGUAGCUCAGGCCCGUGCCGCACACCUCGCUGCCCUCUCCGCCGCCAAGUCUGCUCCGCAAUCUCAGUGGAACGCUCCUUCCAACAACCAAUGGGACUCGCCCGCUAACAACCAAUGGGACGCCCCUGCCAACAACCAAUGGAACGCCCCAGCCCACAACCAGUGGAACAACAACGGUGCCAACUGGCAAGGACCUGCUGCUAACAUCAGACUGGCACAAAAUGGUGCCGGUAUCUUGGAAACCCCAGAAGUUGCCGCCGCUCGUGCCGCUCACUUAGCAGCUCACGCGCAGGUUGCCCACAACGCUCCCCCAGCUCACCCCCAACAACACUGGUGAAAACUUCUUCCUUUCUUUCUUGGUAACUAGACACCUCUAGCACGUCACGCGUAAUGCGGUGACCGCCAGCUCAUGACGCUCUAGAGCCACGUCAAGGUGCCUCUCUUUUCCUUCGAUCUCCCCUUCGUUUAGGAACCCUUCAAAGUGCAAGUGCGUCAGCCUACUCUUUCCUAUGGCUUUCUUCCUUUUAUACAAACUAUUAAACGGACUUUACUUUUGUACAUAAUACCUAAAUAUAUUAAUUAUAAUAUGUAUGCGUAAUAAACAAAAUAUAUGAAACGGAAAAUUGUU
This is a messenger RNA of Pieris brassicae (large cabbage white), 1146 nucleotides long. RefSeq names its product pupal cuticle protein-like (gene CPH31). The record is from RefSeq and is a predicted model, not a curated record. NCBI's taxonomy places the organism in Eukaryota, Metazoa, Arthropoda, Insecta, Lepidoptera, Pieridae. The transcript has 2 exons. The coding region runs from base 121 to 855 and encodes 244 amino acids.